AUGGAUUCAGUUGUGGUAAUUGCCGAGCAAAAAAAAAAAUUCACUGAUCGCCUCUCUUCUCUCUACACACGAACAUUCAUCAUGAAUCAAGAAUACAAUAAAACACCUCCAACACCAAAGGCUUCGUUAUUGUUGAUGGAAGAUAACUUAUGCAAGAGAGGAUCAGAGAUCGCAAGAAACUCAUCGGUGGGGAUUUCUUCUAGAAUCUUCUACUAUUACCAUCAUCGGAGUCUCGACGACGGAGUUCCUUUCAAGUGGGAGAUGCAGCCAGGAACUCCGAUCAAUCCUCCACCGGAAGAACUCGUUCCUCCGAUUACACCUCCUCCGGCACUUCUCAGCCGUAGCUUCACUAAACCCUCCUUCGGAGAAUCUCAUAAACAUUCUUUUUUUCCGGCGAAUAUUCUUAAGCUUUGGAAAUGGAAAAAUCUUCGUAAGAGAUGUUUCUCUAAAUGGUCAAGCCAAAACAUGCUUAGUCGAGAUUAUAAUAAUGCUCGUGACGGUGGUUCAAGUUCUUGUGGUGAACUGGAGAGAUUUGAGGAGUCUGAGGAUUACAGGCUGAGCUCUUCUUCUUCAUCAUCGUCAUCUUCCUCGAAAGAUCGGAGAUUGAUAAAAGCUUCACCACGUCAAUGGUUUAGCGGUUGCCCAUCUCGGAAUUCAAGGAACAGUCAUAACAGGUUUUGA
Molecule: messenger RNA, 681 nt
Organism: Eutrema salsugineum
Lineage: Eukaryota; Viridiplantae; Streptophyta; Magnoliopsida; Brassicales; Brassicaceae
Exons: 3
Coding region: 1-681 (226 amino acids)
Source: RefSeq, a predicted model, not a curated record